Molecule: messenger RNA, 2185 nt
Organism: Mauremys reevesii (Reeves's turtle)
Lineage: Eukaryota; Metazoa; Chordata; Testudines; Geoemydidae
Product: opsin-5-like
Exons: 9
Coding region: 617-1777 (386 amino acids)
Biological process (GO): G protein-coupled receptor signaling pathway; visual perception
Cellular component (GO): membrane
Molecular function (GO): G protein-coupled receptor activity
Source: RefSeq, a predicted model, not a curated record
AGCUGCUGUAAGAGCAAGCUGUUCCCUAAGGGGCUACCUGACUGAUGGGUUCCUAUCUUGUUAAUGCAACAUUCCAGUCCAAAAUAACAGAAGGGGCAGAUAUUAUUAUUGGAAUGAUUUAUACAGUGUUUGGUGAAAACUAGAAUUUUCUGGUGAUGCUUUCAUUCUGUUUCUGAUGUUCUGCAUGCAGAUCAUCAUCAACAAAGCAAGGUGCAAACUUGCUCUUGCUGGAAAGUGAACUGCUCAUGAAAUUGUGAAAAUUCCAUCUACUUCAGCAAUCCCAUGAUAGCCAACCCUGCUCAGAUCACUGGCUCGCUUCAGUGUGACUUUACAGCAUGCACUAUGUUAGUGGUGUCACAGCUGCUACAGGACCUUGAAAGAGAAAGGAGCCGGCCUAUUGGGCAGGGGGGUGUCAGCAGAGUCCUAAAGCAGCUGUGACAUCCACAUGGUACAUGCUGGGAUAUCAUAUCAGAGCUUGAGCUGGUAAUCCAAACAGGGCUGGGUGCUGUGGGGCUUGAAAGCAAACAGAAAAGGAAUAUGCUCCUUGUGUGGAAACAGUAUUCUUCUGUAUGUUUCCUACAAGAAAAAGAAUUUACUAAAACCAGCAGAAUACUUCAUGAUCAACCUUGCCAUCAGUGACCUUGGUAUGACUCUGACCUUGUAUCCUCUAGCUGUUACAUCCAGCCUUUCUCACAGAUGGCUGUAUGGUAAACAAGUUUGCUUGUUCUAUGCAUUUUGCGGUGUACUUUUUGGGAUCUGCAGUCUGUCAACACUAACAUUACUGAGUACUGUGUGCUGCCUCAAAAUUUGUUUUCCAGCUUAUGGGAACAGAUUUAGGCAAGAACAUGGACGAAUCUUGAUAGCCUGCGCAUGGGCCUAUGCAGCAAUUUUUGCCUGUUCACCCCUAGCUCAUUGGGGAGAGUAUGGAGCAGAGCCCUAUGGUACAGCUUGUUGCAUUGACUGGCAUUCAUCAAAUGUAAACACAGUGGCAAUGUCUUACACCGUAGCUCUCUUUGUCUUCUGCUUUAUCAUCCCCUGUGGGGUAAUUGUUACGUCCUAUACCUUCAUUCUGAUAACAGUCAAAGAAUCCAGAAAAGCAGUGGAACAGCAUGUCUCAGGUCCCACCAGGAUGAGCAACGUGCAGGCUAUUACAGUCAAGAUGAGCAUUGCUGUAUGCAUUGGAUUUUUUGCUGCCUGGAGCCCCUAUGCCAUCAUAGCCAUGUGGGCAGCCUUUGGAUCCAUAGAAGGGAUUCCUCCACUAGCCUUUGCUGUGCCAGCUGUCUUUGCAAAGUCCUCAACACUCUACAACCCAGUUACCUAUCUUCUUCUGAAGCCCAAUUUCCGAAGCACCCUUGCCAAAGAUUUUGGAGUUCUCCAGCAAUUAUGCAUCAGGACUUGUUGUUGCCUCAAGGCCCUACAGAGCUGCAGUUACAGGUCAGUUCUGGAAAUCAGCCUGAAAUCAUUUAAAGGGAGAAAUGAGUCCAGCUGUAACUCAGUGCAGACUGUGGAAGGAUGUUCUUAUUUCCCUUGUGAAAAGUGCAAUGAUACUUUUGAAUGCUUUAAGAACUAUCCAAAAUGCUGCCAGGAGAGGUUAAGCACUAUGGAAUAUACUCCUCAAGAAAGUGUGCUUUUGGAGAGUAGUCUCCAAGCAAAACAGAAUCAGGAUGCCAAGAAAUCUGUAAAGGUGGUUGUUCAAGGAGAAAAAAGCACUCAAAAUGAUAACUUUGAAAUCACCUUGGAAACAAUACCUGCACACAGCAGAUUUGCAAAUCUGUAGAGUCUGGAGGGUUUCAUUUAAGAAACAAUAAAGUAAUGGUACCAGACUUUUGAAUGUAACCUUUUCUAAACAGCCCACCCACUGCCCAUUUUCUAUACAGUUUUCCUGGUUCCCUCACGUGUCCUUUGAUAGAAUGCCUAAUGGAGCAUGAACUUGUUAAAAAGGAUGUUUGACUCUCACGAUGCAGACUUCAGUAAGUAUCUUGUGCUAACUAUAUUCAAACAGUACUAUUGCAAUUAAUUUCCUUCCCACUUUGAGUUUUGGAGCUCUUGUUUACUUUGUUUUCAAGGAAACAGACCCCUGGGUACUAUGAGGACAUUUCUGUAAGGUGUUGUUAUUCUUUCUAAAAGUUGUAUGUUUUAAAUUCUGUACACUCAAGACAAAUAGCAUAAUGCAUAUAAGAAUUUU